Molecule: messenger RNA, 1020 nt
Organism: Aspergillus pseudotamarii
Lineage: Eukaryota; Fungi; Ascomycota; Eurotiomycetes; Eurotiales; Aspergillaceae
Product: D-isomer specific 2-hydroxyacid dehydrogenase family protein
Exons: 1
Coding region: 1-1020 (339 amino acids)
Molecular function (GO): oxidoreductase activity, acting on the CH-OH group of donors, NAD or NADP as acceptor; NAD binding
Source: RefSeq, a predicted model, not a curated record
AUGGCCAGGGACAACACCAAGCACCACAUAGUUGCCAUAGAGGCUGUUCAUUGCCCGAUUCCAAGCUUCGAUUUAGCCCAACCAUACUCUCUCGACGUUUACAGCUGGACCAAUGAAGCAGAUCUCACUUCCCGUAUUAAGGAUGCCACAAUCAUCUUAACCACGACAAUUCGACUAUCGGCGGGGACUUUGAGUCCCCAAAUCACUCCAAAACUGCGCCUGAUAGUGAUCAUGGCAAGUGGAACAGAUUGUGUUGAGAAGCCUGCUGCCAAAGCUCGAGGGAUAACCGUGUGUUACUGCCCCAGUACAAAUGUGGGUAGCGUCAGCGAACAUGCAAUUGGGCUCUAUUUCGCUACUCGGAGAAAACUGGUCAAUCUGAAUAAUAUCACGACGGCGGUGCCUGCGGAUAUGACUCAUGACACGGAGUGGAAAAUGAAUGGCUCAAUUCACAGGCGACUUCGUACUGCAGAUGGAAAGGCACCAUUGCUGUGCUGCGAUGAGACUGUGGGAAUCAUCGGAUACGGAUCGUUAGGGAAGCGCAUCGAAGUAUUGGCUCGCGGGCUUGGGAUGAAUGUGAUAGUGGCCGAGCGUAAGGGGGCUACUCCGCGACCAGGUCGGAUCUCUUUUGAAGAUACAUUGAGGAAGUCUACCGUAUUAAUUCUGUGUUUGCCGCGAAGUCCAGAAACGGUUAACCUGAUUUCGAUCCAGGAGCUACGCAUGAUGCCCGCUCAGGCUGUACUAAUUAACGUUGCUCGAGGUGGCAUCGUGGAUGAGGGCGCUUUGUUCCGUGCACUUAAAGAGGACAGCAUCUCAGGAGCAGCGGUUGAUGUUUAUGCUAGUGAACCUAUCGGGAGAGGAGACUCGCCUUUGUUGAACCCGGAUGCAGCAAACCUGAACUUGGUCUUGACGCCUCAUCUUGCUUGGUUCGCUGAAAGGACGUUACAAAAUCUCCAGGCCGCUGUAAAAUGUACCGUUGAGCGGUGGUGUGUAGGAGAUACGAUUAAUCAGGUAGAUUGUUGA